AUGGCGUCAAAUAACAAAGAGUCGAUGAAAGGUGACGAAAGACGAUAUCCAAUCACGAAAGAAACUGAGGUCAGCACGUAUGCCAAUCUUCAGGAAAUAAGGAUUUUACUGGUUGGCAAAACAGGAAACGGGAAAAGUGCAACAGGCAAUACUAUUUUAGGUCAGAAAUGGUUUUCCUCAAAAUCUUCAUCAAAUUCAGUUACAUCUGAAGCAACAAUGGGGAAAAUGAGAUGGAAAGGAAAAGUCUAUACAGUCGUAGAUACCCCCGGAUUAUUUGACACUAAAAUGACAGAAGAUAGACUGAAAUUAGAAUUAGUCAGGUGUUUUAGUAUGUUGUCACCUGGACCGCAUGUCAUUUUAUAUGUACUAAAAGCACAAAGGUAUACAGAAGAAGAAAUAAAGACUACUAAUCAAGUCAUGGAUCUGUUGAAAGAAAGUCCCUACAGUCAUAUGGUCAUAUGCUUUACUAGGAAAGAUGAUUUAAAAUUUGAUGGAGUAACCGAAAACGAAUUUUUGCAAGAUUGUACUAGUCAUCUAGGAAGAUUGAUAAGUCGGUGCAAAGGAAAUGUAUUAUUUGUAAAUAAUCGCAUGGCGUCAAAUAACAAAGAGUCGAUGAAAGGUGACGAAAGACGAUAUCCAAUCACGAAAGAAACUGAGGUCAGCACGUAUGCCAAUCUUCAGGAAAUAAGGAUUUUACUGGUUGGCAAAACAGGAAACGGGAAAAGUGCAACAGGCAAUACUAUUUUAGGUCAGAAAUGGUUUUCCUCAAAAUCUUCAUCAAAUUCAGUUACAUCUGAAGCAACAAUGGGGAAAAUGAGAUGGAAAGGAAAAGUCUAUACAGUCGUAGAUACCCCCGGAUUAUUUGACACUAAAAUGACAGAAGAUAGACUGAAAUUAGAAUUAGUCAGGUGUUUUAGUAUGUUGUCACCUGGACCGCAUGUCAUUUUAUAUGUACUAAAAGCACAAAGGUAUACAGAAGAAGAAAUAAAGACUACUAAUCAAGUCAUGGAUCUGUUGAAAGAAAGUCCCUACAGUCAUAUGGUCAUAUGCUUUACUAGGAAAGAUGAUUUAAAAUUUGAUGGAGUAACCGAAAACGAAUUUUUGCAAGAUUGUACUAGUCAUCUAGGAAGAUUGAUAAGUCGGUGCAAAGGAAAUGUAUUAUUUGUAAAUAAUCCCAGGUGA
This is a messenger RNA of Mytilus trossulus (common blue mussel), 1182 nucleotides long. Its product is annotated as GTPase IMAP family member 8-like. The transcript is spliced from 7 exons. NCBI's taxonomy places the organism in Eukaryota, Metazoa, Mollusca, Bivalvia, Mytilida, Mytilidae. Gene Ontology annotation, molecular function: GTP binding. The record is from RefSeq and is a predicted model, not a curated record. The coding region runs from base 1 to 1182 and encodes 393 amino acids.